GUCAGCUUCACCACAAUACAUUGGCCUUUUCCAAGUUGACGGACUAGAGACGGCUCUACGUACUUGAAUUGAUCCAUCUCGCUCUGAGACUGCCAUGUUUCAGAAAGUACGGUCCUUUUUCUCCAAGCGUUCUUCUCCCUCUUGCUCCUUUCAAGUUCUCUCCGAUCUCCACCUUGAAAUCAACCAGCAGUAUCUCUCUUAUGAGAUUCCUGCUUGCGCUGAACACUUGAUCCUCGCGGGCGACAUCGGCCGUCUGGCUGACUACGAGCAUUAUCGCGAUUUCUUGCAAAGACAAACAGACCGCUUCAAGGUAGUUCUGUUGAUCCUCGGCAAUCAUGAAUUCUACACCGGGCCUUACGCCGCGGGGCUGGAAAAGGCCAGGCAGCUGGAGCAGGAGCCCUCCCUGAACGGACGGCUGAUCGUUCUCAACCAGACACGAUACGAUGUCCCGGGAUCCAAUGUCAGCGUACUGGGCUGCACGCUCUGGUCCAAAGUGCCCGAUGAAUCGCGGGAGAUUGUCCAGGCGAAGAUUCAAGACUUCCGCAAAAUCACGGGUUGGACCGUGGAUGCCCACAACGCGAUGCACGACGCUGAUCUCGCGUGGUUACAGGAAGAGAUCCAGUCGAUCCGUCAGGAGAAUCAUCAAGAUGAGACGAUGACACGGGCAGGAAAGCGGAGUCCUCCCUCUACUAGUCGUCCCAGGCGGUCGAUUCUCGUGGUGACCCACCACGCACCCUCACUCGAAAGAACAUCCGCCCCGCAACACGCGCAGAACCCUUGGAGAUUUGCGUUCGGCACGGAGAUCCUAUCUCAGACUUCCGAGGGCGUCCAGGCCUGGGUGUUUGGGCACACGCAUCACAGCACCGAGUUCAAGGCGGGCUCGGUCAAGGUGGUCAGCAACCAACGGGGAUAUGUGUUGCCUUGGAGCAAUCCAGCGACUGCAGAGACUACAUUCGAUGUAAGAAAGGUAAUACGUAUUUCAUGAGUCGGGGUGAAACUCAUAGAUCUAGUCAUACAGAGCCUUCCCGCGGACUAUCCAUAAUGGGAACUCGAAAGUGUAGGUAGUUCACAUUACUGGAGUGUUUUGCUGCAACUGAAGUUCCUGUCUCCCUGCCUGACUAAGGGCAGCACUGUCUUUAUCAGGGCAUUGGCAAACCAAGGGACCUCCAGGGAAGUCAAGGAGUAACUUAUUGCGUGUGCUCCAGAGAAAGUUCGACUUCAGUUGUAGCAACUCCGGAAGCCUCUCGCGCUCAAUAUUGAACAAGUCAAAGCUGGGCUCAGGGUCUCACGCGGGUGCUGUUUGCCAGGGGGUUGAAGAGGCAUAAUCCAGAGCUUGGGUUGUCGGGGAGUUUGAAGGCGGGGAAUGGGUGGUGAGUUAUGAUUUAUGAGUUGUAUGGGUUGGAGUGAUGGUUACUUAGG
This is a messenger RNA of Aspergillus aculeatus ATCC 16872, 1419 nucleotides long. RefSeq lists its product as uncharacterized. Gene Ontology annotation, molecular function: hydrolase activity. NCBI's taxonomy places the organism in Eukaryota, Fungi, Ascomycota, Eurotiomycetes, Eurotiales, Aspergillaceae. The transcript has a single exon. The record is from RefSeq and is a predicted model, not a curated record. The coding region runs from base 95 to 985 and encodes 296 amino acids.